GGAGGAGGAGGUGUAUGUGGAGCUGAAAGGCUCCUGGGACUCAGAUCUGUCUGACAGGAGAGGGAAUUAGAGAAGAGAGGACCAUUACAGCAGCUCUCAGGGAAAUACUGGCUGGAUUAUGAGCUGAAAGAGGGACAGACGUGGACAAAACCCGACCAGAAGGACUUUAGAGAGAGAGAGAGGCUCGGUGGAGAGUUAGAGACUUUAGAGAGAUUUAUUUGACUUCAUAAAGACAGUUUGUGUGUUUAGCGAGCAGCUGCCUGUAUUAAUGCUCUCCUGUGUUUGUGUCGCUCAAAAUGCAUUUGCGAUAAUGUUUCCAUGAACCAUAGAAGGAAGUAGUUUGCAUUGACAGGAUAUCCAGAGUCAUAUCGCUCGUUUUGUGGGAGUCAUUUGAGUUUGUUACCGGGGGAUCGGACACUUUGAUCCGGGCACUAUGAUCAGCUCAGAGGGUUUACGGCCGGCCACCUCGGGCAGAAAGCCCCUGGGUAAGCUCGCCACCCGGCUGGAGGAGGUGAAGAACCCGUGGAGACAGGGCUCCACGCUGGAGCUGAGCCACAACGAGGCGGCCCGGCUGGCCACGGACGCGCUGCUGGAGCACGGAGAGAAGGAGUACCGCAGGGUUCUGGCCGAGGAGAGGGAGCUCAACUUUCUGUCCCCGCUGGAGAUCCGGUACAUCACCAAACAUGCAGCCAAAGCGGGCGGAUCAGAGAGCAACGGACUGGGACCAAACGACCGGGACUUCGGGGACGGGGACGCAGUGUCCGAGCUCACCUCCGGGACUUACUUCCCCAUGAUGUCCGACGAGGAGCCGCCGAUGCUGGAGCUCGGAUGGCCGGACUCCCCGGCGAGAUACGGACCGUCAGAGACACAGAUCUACUUCCAGAGAGACAAGUCCCACAAUGUCAAAGACCUGAUCAGAUCUCUGAUCAAUAAAGCCAAAAAGGUGAUCGCCGUGGUGAUGGACGUGUUUACAGACGUGGACCUGCUCUGUGACCUGAUGGAGGCCUCCAACAAACGCAGAGUCCCCGUCUACAUCCUGCUGGAUGAGAAAAACCUGGACUACUUCACAGACAUGUGCUCAGCGCUCGACAUCCAAAACUCACACCUGAGUAACAUGCGUAUCCGCAGUGUCAAUGGCGACACGUACUGCACCAAGAGCGGCAAAAAAUUCACCGGUCAGGUCCUGGAGAAAUUCAUGAUCAUCGACUGUGAGGAGGUCAUCGCCGGGUCAUACAGUUUCACCUGGCUGUCAGCUCAGGUGCACAGCAACAUGGUGAUGCAUUUCUCUGGCCGUAUCGCCGACAGCUUCGACCGGGAGUUUCGCUGCCUGUAUGCCGACUCGCAGAUCAUCGACUGCUUCUUCAACUCAGAGGAGGAAGGGAUGCCUUAUUACCCGUCAUACCAACCCAUGAUGGGCCCCGGCAUGGGCAUGGGCAUGGGCAUGGGGAUGGGCCCCGUCAUGGGGCUGGACUUACUCUCUGACAGGCAGAGGGACAGAGGCUGCUCUGAAAACUCCAGCAGCCAAUCAAGUAACAGCGUGUCGAGCGUGAAGGCUGCACCAGGGAUGACCCCUAACACGGUUUACAAGGUGACUCAGAGUCACGACAAGAAAGAGGCCAACAACAACUCCCACCUCAGCCCUGAGAGGAGAGACCGAGGAGGAGGACAGACCCCGACACCUCAGGGUCACAUCACACCAGGAUCACGAGGCUCUGCAAACGGAAUGUCCAGUCACAGCCCGGCGAUGGACCGACCGCCGCCCCCAUACGGUCAUCAAAUGGGCAUCGAGUGGAACAAGCCCAGCCCGGCAGACGUCAUGCGCUCUAACAUCGCAGGAACAUCCACAAAGUUCCAGGCGCUGGGGUUGUAUGACCACAAACCAAACAUGUUUCAUGGCGCCGGGAUUGGUCCAGGCACCCCCAACUCAAACAUGAACCCCAAACCACAGGCCCCCUCCCCCGUCGAUGAUGGCAAAUUCAACCCCAAACAGAGGACUCCCUCCAACCCGUUCCUCAACAAACUCUCAGACUUUUUCCUUCCCCCUUCCAACAAAGAUGCCUACAACUUUAGGAGAUCCCCGUCCCCUCACGGCACUACAACCUGGGGGGGCCCAGACCUCUCCCAAACUGAGCCAGAGAGCCAGCAGAGCCCCCCGCCCCCACCCUCUCCGGUCACAGUGAUGAACCGACAGGACCAGAAACGAAUGACGCUGGGCCACAGUAAGCUGGAUCUGGUCAACCAGUACAACAAGAUGAAGUCCAAACAAGUGUACAGUCGCUUUGAGCUCAAGACAUCUAACUAAACCCUGAUGGAGUGUAAAAGUCCAGUUCAGACCAAAGAUUCACAAUACAAGCAGACCAAUUUAGUCUAUGUAAGGUGCUCAAAUCAGGUUGGCUGAUGGUGUCACCAGUGAUUCAUUUUGUCAAGUCACCAACAGCUGGUUUAAGAUGUGUCAUUUUUCAGCCAGUCAGGGUAAUAUUUCCAGCAUCAAGCUCACAGCAGAAAUUGAUGUAAACCCCCUUGGUUUUCUGUUGAUUCACCCACAGACAGCUCCGAAGCCUGGAUCCUCACAUGUUUCCAUAUUUCUGCUUUUUUGACUAAACCAGAACUGUAUGCAACAAGCUAUGGGUGGCUAAAAGACAGGCAUAGAAAGCAGCAGCGGAAACUGUAGCUAUGGAAACAAUACAUCUCCAGUUGCAGCGGUGUCAGCGGACAGGCUUUCAGGAAGUUGCAGGGCAACCUGCUGCAAGCGGUUACAAGUUUCAGCUGUUUACAAAUCUUUGGUCUGAACUGGGUCAAAGGGCCACAUUGAGAAAAUCAGCUGAGAUAUCAUGACUAAAGUUGGCAAAUUAUAAGAAUAAAGUCAAUAUUUCAGGGAUAAAGUAGCGAUGGACAGAAAACCAGUAUUGAAACUAAACUGUAAAUUAACAACUUCUUGAAAGAUUUUGAAUUUGUUUUCAUAAAAUGACAACCCAACUGACCCAACCAUUGGACUUCAUUGUUUUAUGACUUUAUCCUCAAAUCACUGGGACUUUUCUGACCUUAACUUGCUACCUUAUUCUUGGCAUAUAUAACUGUAUUCUUGUAAAAUAACUUGAAAUCUCAAACUCUUUCGAUGUGGUCCAAACAGUCCAUCAUACAAACUUUAUAUGGGAGGAAAGUCUUCUUAGAGACAUUUUGUCUUCCUGCUGGAGGAAAUCAAGUGAUCACAGCCGUUUUAGCUCAGAGCUACUUUAGCUCAGUCUUUCUUUGUUCUUCUAGAAACCAUAUUGCCUACAGGAUCAUGUGAAUGAGGAGGGUUUACAAACACUGCAAGGCUGUGACUCUGUGGGGUCUGAGUUUACAUAAAACAUGAAUAACUUCAUUCACUUACCUCUCUAAACCCUAAAAAUGAACAUGGAUCUUUGAGAUUAACCUUGGUUUCUAUUGCUGAAUAAUUUGGCACAGUUGUCAACCUCUAAAUCUGAAUCAGGCGACAAGAAAGUAAAGAGCUGGACUAACUUUUCUCUUGCAACAACACAUUCAGUCAUAGGUGUUAGGCAUGUGAGUGUAGGAGGAUUCAUCACAGGCCCGAUGUGCCACAACCCGGGGCUAGAGAGGGCCCAGAGUCAAGCUUGACACGUCGGCACACAUUGACAAGGUCGAGCUCAGCGGUACCUCUUUUGUUUGGGCCUCUUAACCACUGGAAAAACACAGGGAGACCACCUGGGGCUUUUAGGCCUUUGGGACAUCCACAGCAGGACCAGGGGCUUUAGGCAAUAUCUGCUACCUAUUACCUGCCCACAGAUAGGCCUUUUAGACUGGCUCCGUGCAGGUUCCGGUUCCUAAACCUAAAUUUGAACCGUGAAAAAAUUGGUUCUGAAGCUGAGAAGUUGGUUCUCAGCUGGCACCAAAAAUAGGUGGUUCUGUCUUUGGAACCGUGACAUCAUCAGUGGGCGUAUCACAUUCUAGGUUGUGAAGAAGAGCAGAAAAUGAAGAAGUGGUCUGCUGGGGAGGCAAAAUGUUUGGUUGUGAUGUGGGCAUUGACAGAAUUCCAGGUGAAGCUGGAGAGUAGAACAAGGAAGAGCAGGUUUUAUGCAGAACUUGUGGAAGAGAUGGCAAAGGCUGGGUUCACCUGAACACCAGAACAAAUAAUAAAGUCAAGAAACUGAAGAAGGAUUACCGGGACAGCAUUAAAGUAGAGCAGGAUGUGGUGACACAUAUGCAUCAUGUCCUCCCUCUUUGGUUCUGCUUAAACUGGUGUGAACACGGGCCAGUUUGCCAGAAAGCACCAAGGUUCUAAGACUCCAAAAUGGAACUAGAGCCAGACCAGAACUGCGUCCAUCUUAAAACACCCACAGUAACAUAGGCAAUUGGUUCCCAACCCUGUACAGUAAGCUGGAUCUGGUGAACCAGUACAACAAGAUGAAGUCUAAACAAGUUAAGCUCAAGACCUCCAACUAAAACUUUUUUUACAUUUUUAUAGACUGAUGGUUGAGUGUAAAAAGCCCAUGUCAGACCAAAUAUUCACAAUGCAACCAAACCAGUGCAGACCAUUUAAGGGAACCAGGUCAGCUGAUGGCGUUGUCUGUGAUUCAUUUUGUCAAGUUGGCAGCAGCUGGUUUAGUUGUGUUAAUUGUUUUAACAGCCAAUCAGGGCCCAGAGAAGAACAGUUUUGGCUCACCUGUCACCAAGAAGUGCACAUUAUUGUCCACCAAUCUACUGGUUAAUUACAGCCAUGGUAGUUAGUGUUUGCUCGGAUCAUUAGAGAUGACAACGAUUCCUCUAAAUUGUGAAACUACUCCAGGAAUUACCAGGAGAAAUUGACUAACGCUGGGAUAUUUCUGUCCACAAGCUCACUGCAUAACCACUGAAAUAGUUCAUAGAAACAUCCAGAAGGCUUUUGGUAUGACAAACAUUGGUAGACAAUAUAUUCUUAUGGUUUUAUCUAUGAAAUAGUUGAAACUGCUGCUGAUUUUUGACAGUCUAGUAAUUCCUCACAGACCUAGGCUUUUCUUCACUGUAACCUAAAGGUGUGGUUAUUUUUUCGACCAAUCUUAUGCAAGGACAUCUAGAGCAUGACAGGGGUUGUGUUAAUCCUCCUUCCUGCCCAACGGUGCCCUCAGGUUUCUCAAUUUCUUGCCCCACAUGGCUAAAUCUUAUGCACAGUACUGUAUGUCAGUCAAAACUUGAGCUGCCAAGCCCACAAAGUCUUGAAAAUUUGUCUGAACUGCAAACCUUUUAAUGUCAUCCUGUUUGCCUGUGUAACAACAGAUCCGAGUUAGUCCAACAGGUGACUUCCUCUGCUAUGACCAGUAGCAGAUAUUAAACAGGGACGAUGUUUAUCCUACUCUGAUAUUAAACUGAUGCAUUUGUGCAUCCCUGUUUAAAGGCCAUGAUUUAAAACAACCCAAGAAAAUAAGGAAGGCAUCUCCUCUCUUCUUUCUGUCAUUCUUCUUGGAUUAAAUCAGUCCUGUAACACUCCUGUAUUAUAGUGUAUAUAACAUGUGCCUUGAUCCUUCUGCCUUAAAGUUUACAGUCACGUUUUAAGCACACAUAAUGCCUCCAGCGAGAUCAGGCGAGUGCUAACAAAGGUGGACACAUGCCUGUUAUAAACCUGCUGUAACUACAGGGAACAAAGCUCUUUCUAAAUGACAGCAGAAGCAGAAUAAUCACAUUCCUGGUGCUGUUUGUUUCUACUAUUCUGGAAAUGAAACUUAAAUGUAGAAACAGAAGGGCUAUCGGUCUGGAAAACUCUCACUAUGAGUACAUUAAGUUGUUCAUUAUAAAGGAAUGGUGAUCAUAUUGUAGAUUUUUUUACAAUGAACUGCAUUUUUUGGAUGUGUACAUUUGUACAGCCAGUUUAAACAAACUUCAGUUAAGACUGUGUGUAUUGUCAUGUACAUUUUUUUAGUCUCUGACUCGUAUUUUGUGCUGAAUGGAGCUGAUGUGCAGCAGAUUUUUUACAGCACCACAGGGCUCCAAAAACUGAUUUUUGCUGAAGCAAUAAGAACUGAUGAUGUGAUCAAUAAUUCUGAUGUACUGUAUGUGUUUGUCUGUUUGGUUAAAUGCUCUUUUUGUUGUUGAUUUUUUUUUGUGAACUUCAAUCAGCUCGACAGCGUGCAGGCAUCGGCUGAUCCGUGCCUCGUGUUCCUCUGAGUGACGGACUGUGCAUCAUUUUGUACAUAAAACAUGAAAUGACUGUCAGGAGUUUGGGAUUUUGUUAAAGAUGUUCUGAUUUGUUUUUCACUGUUAUUUGCUGGAGAAUGUGAACUUUUCUGUGAACAUUUGUAAA
Molecule: messenger RNA, 6274 nt
Organism: Cheilinus undulatus (humphead wrasse)
Lineage: Eukaryota; Metazoa; Chordata; Actinopteri; Labriformes; Labridae
Gene: sack1c
Product: family with sequence similarity 83 member C
Exons: 5
Coding region: 434-2302 (622 amino acids)
Source: RefSeq, a predicted model, not a curated record